Oryza sativa Japonica Group (Japanese rice) is the source of this 893-nucleotide messenger RNA. Lineage: Eukaryota; Viridiplantae; Streptophyta; Magnoliopsida; Poales; Poaceae. The record is from RefSeq and is a predicted model, not a curated record.
UAUAAAACCAAGGCAACGGAGUUGAAUGGUCCAGACUUUGAUUGGAUGAACUCCCCUGUUGACUCAAGGGCCUUAUAUGAAUGUUCUUGCGGUAGACCACAUGGAAAAUGGGCAACAUUUAAUGGGAUGGUUGAUGAUAUAUAGUGAGGCCAUGGCUGAGAUCAAGAGAAGAUCUACAUCUUCAACAGCUAACAAGCGUCGACGACAAGAAGAAGAUGACCAUGAAAGAGCAAGGCUGAUCGAGGAUGCUCGUAUAGCAAAGGAAUAUGCGCAACGAGUGCUGGAGUGGAGUAGUGGCCAAGACAGCUACAAUAACACUAUAAAACUUAUUCUUGAGAGUGUUAUCCAGCAUACUGGAAUGCCUCUACCUGUUGCAAUUCCACAUCCACCGCCGCCGCCGCCACCACCUACAUACGGAGUUUAUCAUUUUGCAGAUCAAUCUACGGUGAAUGCUCGUAGCAGUGGCUCAGUUGUUGGAGCUGAAGGAGAGAAUCAUGCUGGGACUGCAACUGUUGGAGCCGGAGAAGAGAAUCAUGGUGGGAUUGCAGCUAGAGAGGAGAAUAAUGGUGGUAUUGCAGUUGGCGAAGAUAAUCCAGAAGAAACUUUGGCCAGAAUUUCUCUAGGCAUGUUUGGAGGGCAUAUUAAUGCAUCUGGCAGUGCAGUGGAAACUACUCCCCUCCUUUGGAAGAGCUUGGCCCAUUUUGAUUUUAGAAUGUUUGGAAGAAUUGCACUGAAGUGUGAACCUUGAUGCAAGUGUUGAAUGCAGCUUCUUUGUUCUUGGAUAGUUUUGUUUCAUAUUAGCUAGCUGCAAGCCCUCUAUUUUGGAACCUGAUGGAGGCUAUGACUUCUUAUGUAUUGAAUUUCUAUGAAACUAUGACUCUAUUUUCCAUGAA